GUUCGGAAAGCCCACCCCGUCAACCAGAUCGCCGGACAAGCCGACCUUUCUGCAGGAGUACAUCGCCAGCAGAAGGAGACCAACGCCCUCUACGGGAACAACCCGGACCGAGCUGAGGAGAACCUGGGCCAGCGCUGCUUGUCAAGCCAGGGGUCGACUACUUGGAGGCACGCAACGCGCUGCUCGUCUCGCCGAGCCUGGUGUCCUUCCUGUCGGCGAUGCUGGCGGGCCUGGACCCGCUUCUCGUGCCCGUGGUCGGCUCCGAUGUGGUCCGAGCACUACUGAGCGUCGUAACCAGCAGCCAGCGGUGGGGGCUGGACAGAGCCAAUGGCCCGCAGGACAGGGCACAGAGAGAACGCGACCCGUUGCCUGGCCGAGCUGUACGCCAAUCUGACAGGCUACCGCCAGACAGGGCCCGGCUUGCCCGACGAGCUGUUUUUCGACGCGGCGGCUGUGGAGCCUCUCUUCAAACUCUACAGGGCCUAUCUCGCCGAGUACCCUGAGCUGCGCGAUGGUCCGAACAUUCCUGAGCUGCCUGGCAAGCACUCACUGGAAUUGUUGUUUAUCAACUACGCGGUGGCGCGCUGUGGACACGGAGCGCGACCAGUGGACGCCCAAACUUCGAGCGGACGCUGUCGGUGGCCGCGCGGUUCAACGUGGCUCUCGUGAACUCUAGGGUAAGGGACAGUCGCUGAUGGAGGCGGAUCCUGUGCGUCUCUCAAGUUGUCCAAAAAGCAGGAUUCGUUCCUGCUAUCACGUCGGAUGUAUAAUUAACCAAGCCGACCGCUUGCUGGGUUACUUACGCCGUAACUUUUCUCGUGCUCCCUUUUCUUUAAAAUUAUUACUCUAUAAAGCCCUGUUACGACCAAAAUUAGAAUACGUUGCAGCUAUAUGGGGUCCCUUUCAUGAAAACCUAAUACAAUCCCUUGAACUAAUCAAAAACAACGCCACUCGUUUUAUUCUUUGAAACUAAACCGUGGUGCGAGCGUAUCUUCAAUGAAAUCGAAUCCGGGUCUUCAACCGUUAGCAACACGUCGAAUAAUUUCCCAGCUUUCAUUUUUUCAUAAGCUGUAUCCCCACCCAACUCUUCAUCCAAAAUUAAUGUCGCGGCCAUAUUACUUAUCUCACCGUACUGCUUAUCAGCAUUGAAUCAGUUAGAACCAGUGCGCGUAACACAACAUAUUUUUUACCCUAAUUUUGCCACGUGCAUCAAAACAUUGGAAUGAACUUCCUUCUGAUAUUGUUUCCAUUAUUAACAAUGAUAAUUUUCGAAAAGCACUAGCUAAAACUUUAUAAAAGCAAACAUUUGUACGAACUACUGUUGGUGUAGUCCUUUUUUAUUGUUUAGUGUUACGUUUAUGUCAUGUUCUAUUACUGUAUUUAUCAUACUUUCAGCUAACAUUCAAUAAUUAACAAAUAUUGCGUAUAAGCUCGUAAUUUCUUUCCUUCUUAUUUGUUGUAUAACCCAGUCCACUCUCUAAUGCCGAAAGACCCUGAGGGUAAAUAAG
Messenger RNA from Dermacentor andersoni, 1508 nucleotides. Lineage: Eukaryota; Metazoa; Arthropoda; Arachnida; Ixodida; Ixodidae. The record is from RefSeq and is a predicted model, not a curated record.